Molecule: messenger RNA, 1176 nt
Organism: Cavia porcellus (domestic guinea pig)
Lineage: Eukaryota; Metazoa; Chordata; Mammalia; Rodentia; Caviidae
Gene: Steep1
Product: STING1 ER exit protein 1
Exons: 7
Coding region: 60-728 (222 amino acids)
Biological process (GO): endoplasmic reticulum to Golgi vesicle-mediated transport; endoplasmic reticulum membrane organization
Source: RefSeq, a predicted model, not a curated record
GUGUGACGUCAUUUCUGUGCGCCUCUCCCUCCACAGAGUAUCUUGGUUACUCCGGAAACAUGCCGAAAGUGGUGUCUCGGUCGGUGGUUUGCUCCGACACCCGGGACCGCGAGGAAUAUGACGACGGCGAGAAGCCUCUCCAUGUCUACUACUGUUUGUGCGGCCAGAUGGUCUUGGUUCUGGACUGUCAGUUAGAGAAGCUGCCCAUGAGACCUCGGGACAGAUCUCGUGUGAUUGAUGCUGCCAAACAUGCCCACAAGUUUUGUAACACGGAAGAUGAGGAGACUAUGUAUCUUCGGAGGCCUGAAGGCAUUGAAAGACAGUACAGGAAGAAGUGUGCAAAGUGCGGACUGCCGCUGUUCUACCAGUCCCAGCCGAAGAAUGCUCCUGUGACUUUCAUUGUGGAUGGAGCAGUAGUGAAGUUUGGCCAGGGUUUUGGGAAAACAAAUAUAUAUACCCAGAAACAAGAGCCUCCCAAGAAGGUGAUGAUGACCAAAAGAACUAAGGACAUGGGCAAGUUCAGCUCUGUCACCGUGUCUACCAUUGACGAAGAAGAAGAGGAAAUUGAAGCUAGAGAAGUUGCUGAUUCGUAUGCCCAGAAUGCCAAAGUGAUUGAAAAGCAGCUGGAGCGUAAAGGCAUGAGCAAGAGGCGACUUCAAGAGCUGGCUGAACUGGAAGCCAAGAAAGCAAAAAUGAAGGGAACUCUGAUUGACAACCAGUUCAAAUGAAAGGACUUUGCUGUGAGCCCGGACCAGAGGCAAGCAUUUAGACCAAGAAGAAAAAUAAGGGGGCUGGGGAUUGAGCUCAGCGGCAUAAGCGCCUGCCUUGCAAAGCGGGCAGUCAUGAGUUCGAUCCCUGGUACCGAUAAAAAGGAAAAAAAAAAAAGAAAAAUAAUUUCUUGUUUAUGUGGACUGGUUUAUAUUUAUGCCCCAGAAGAAGGCUCUAUGUUGCUUCUCAUUGGUUCUCCUACAUUCAUUUAGGUCUUUGACCUGCUUUCUAUGAAAUAGAUUGUUCUAUAUCUUUCUGUAUAUAGAUUUUCUAUACUGUUUUUUGUCCAUUUGAUGUAAACUUUGGCUGUGUGGAAACUGAACAGAUCAAUGCUUGAGCGUCUCUGGUUUCUGAAAUGGCUGUUAUUCAUUCUUCAAAAUUAAUAAAAUGUUUAGACUUAAAAAAUUA